UUCGAUGAGAAGCUCGGAGUGUAUCUGAUUUCAUUUUCGUCCAUAAAAGUCAUAAAGACAAUACUAUAACACAUAGUACUACUUUGCUAGUAUUAGAGACAGAGAGAGAGAGAGAGACUGAAAGAGAGACAAAACAGAAAACUCAAACAAAAGCUAUGUUCUUUCAUAUGUACCACUACAUCCUUUGCUAUAUAUAAAUAAACACCAGCUUUUAAUCCUCUUACUCACUCUCUCACCGACCAUUUUGCUGUUUCUCUCUCUCUCUCUCUCUGAAAAAUACUAGUUUUGUUUUAUAACUCUUCAGCACUUCACUUUCAGGCUCUUCUAAACGCUUUCUUUGUUUCUGAAAAACACAAAACUGGUGCUGGUUCUUGGCAUUUGGUGGCAACUCAGAACUGGGUUUAGCUGGUUUGACUCGGACCCACAUGCCUGAGUUCAAGUUAUGAGCUUUGGAUCGUGAAAGUUUGGAUUUUUAUUUGUUUCUUGGAGAUUUCGUGAAAUGGGUUCAGUGGUGAAGCAAACACUCAAGAGUUUGUGUUGCAGUGAAGGGUGGUCUUAUGGGAUUUUCUGGCGUUUUGUUCAGAAUGAUUCUUUAUUGUUGACUUUUGAAGAUGCCUAUUAUGAAAAGCAAGUUGAGGCAGUGAUUGACAUGCUUCCCCAGGUCCACAUGAUGGGUGAAGGAGUAAUUGGCCAAGCUGCUUUCACUGGGAAACAUAGAUGGAUGUUCUCAGAUGCUCAUGGUGAAAAAUGGGAUUCCAUUGAUUCUUUUGAAUGUCAAGAUAUAUUCCAGGAUGAUUCUGGUUUUCGUCGCCAAUUUUCCUCUGGAAUUAAGACAAUUGCUGUGAUCUCUGUGGCACCACAAGGAGUAGUACAGUUUGGAUCCACCCAGAAGGUAUCGGAGAGGAUGGAAUUUUUGGAUCAAACAAAAAGAUUGUUUCAGGAGAUGGAGAACAUUGAUGAGCUUAUCCCAUUGGAGAAUGCAUUCUCCACAUUGAACAAUGAUAUUUAUGAUCUAAAUGGGUUAUUUGGUACCUUGAUUCCAUCUGGAAAUUCACAUAAUGGAGAUCUCAAUGCCAUGCUUGGCGAUGGCAGUAAGGAGUUAAUGGGAGAAGCUUGUUCUGCAACAUUUGUGAAUGAGUCCUGCCAUUCCAUAUCUGGGAUUCAUGAUGAUGAAGGGAUGACUCUAUUGCUCCGAGAUUUGGGUCAUCCUAAUAAUCAAUUACCAAAAGUUGGUACAGAAGCUCAAAUCUUGCUAUCUGAUACACUUAAUUCUCAGUUCCAGAAAGCGUUUUUACAGGCUACUUCUUCUGUUAGUACAAGGAGUAGUGCAGAUUCUAUCUUGACUUCAUUUGAACCACUGUUGGUGUCUGAAACAAGGAUUCAGGAUUCUCCAAAUAUGAUUACUUCAAAGGCAAAUGCUCUUGAAUCUUGCAGAAAUACAGCUAGCAACGUUCAGGAAGAGUCAACAUUCACCUCAACGUUCAGUGGAGGAGGAUUGAUUGACCUAGGGAAAACAAUUCCAGACAGGUCCAGAAAUCUGAUGGAUGGCCAGCAUUUCUGUCCAUCAAUUCUUGAAACUCAAGGUGAACUUCAAGAAACAGCAACUAGCACGCAUAGAUUUGCUGAGGAGUUUAAGCCAGAUAAUUUUAUAUCCGAAAUCUCCAAGUUCUGUCUGUUAGAUGAUCUUGCUCAAUGGUUUUCUCCCUCACCAGAGCAUAGGAUCAAUGAAAUGGCAUCUGCAUCAAGUAAUGACCUUCAACAAUCAAUGGGAGUUACUUCAGCAUCAUCUUGCCUGAUUGGAGAUGAUGUUUUUAGUGAUUUUCCAAUCAAACAUCCGGGUAAUUCUGUACAAAGUUGCAUCACUACUACAUUAAAAACUGAUGGACAAGAAAAUUCCACGAUCAUGCCUGGUGCUGAAAAUGAUCUUUUUGAUGGGUUGGGAAUGGAUUUUGGAUGUGGUCAGUCUAUGGAGUGUUGGGAAGAUUUUAUAAUGCCAGUAGUGAGUGCUGCUACUGAUACUCGUAUGUCAGAAUGUGUCUCAGAGUUGGAUGUUGGUUCCAUGGCUGGUCCUAGGAAGGGGUUAUUCUCAGAAUUAGGACUCCAAGAACUUCUAGACGGCAUAAGUAGUUCUAAUUCUUUUACCAAAUCUAGUUUUGAGGAUCAAUUAUCCGGUGCUAAAAGAAGCAGAAUGGGUACUUCGUCUGUGAAUAGUAAUCAAUUACAGUUGGCAAGUCUUGCUUGCUCUAGUGGAAGCAUGAACAUAAUGCAACCUGUAUACAACCUGGAGAAGAAAAACAAUGUACCCAAGAAAGAGUUUCUCCCAAAAUCACAGGUAGGUUUGUGGAUUGAUGAUAGCUAUAGUAUCAAUGUGGGAAAUACUGGUCUGGCACGACCUCAGAAGUCUGAGGAACCUACAAAAGCUUCUAAAAAAAGGGCUAGGCCUGGGGAGAGUACUCGACCAAGGCCCAAAGACAGGCAACAGAUCCAAGACCGUAUCAAAGAGUUGAGAGGAAUCAUCCCUCAUGGUGGAAAGUGUAGCAUUGAUUCUCUGUUGGAUCGAACCAUCAAAUACAUGCUUUUCUUGCAAAGCGUGACAAAAUAUGCAGACAAGCUUAAACAAUCUGAUGAGCCAAAGCUUAUAGGCCAAGAGACGGGAGUGGUUCUUAAAGACAACAGCAUGGGUGAUGGCGGUGGUGGUGUUACAUGGGCAUUUGAAGUUGGGGGUCAAACAAUGGUUUGCCCAAUUAUAAUUGAGGACCAUAAUCCACCUGGCCAAAUGCUUAUAGAGAUGCUUUGUGAGGAACAAGGAUUCUUUCUUGAAAUAGCAGAUGUAAUCCGGAGCUUUGGGCUGAAUAUUUUGAAAGGAGUAAUGGAAGCUAGAGAUAGCAAAAUUUGGGCACGCUUUGUUGUUGAGGCAAACAGUCAAGUAACAAGGAUGGAUAUAUUUUGGUCCCUUGUCCAUCUUCUAAAGCAAACAACCACUACUGAGAAUGAUACAACAGAUCAACCUGGUGACACCAUUAAUGGUGGUGUUCCUCAACUGGACAGUUAUCAAAAACCAACCUUGCCGCCUCCCAUAAGCAUGGCUGAGACACUUGGGUGAUGAUUUGAGUGCAUAUGUUAAGAGUUUCAGAAAUACCUUGAGCAUUCACAUGCUGACAGCUUGCCAUGAUGGGUGUUGUGAAAAUUAAAGAGCCACAACUGAGCAAGGAAAAAGAGUUACUGGUCCAUCCCAUUUCCAUUAUCUUUGAAAUGGGAAUGUCAUGUGCAUAGAGUUGAUAGACUAGGAUAUACAACUUUCAAAGAAAAAUGCAAGUGUUCUUUUUGCUCUUGAUAAUGUAGUUCCCAAUUAGAGAGCUGUGAGAGUCUGGGAGAAGCAAUAUCCUCUUACAAAUUCGUCACAUAAUUGUUGAGUUAGGUAGGCUUUCAUACGAGAGACCUGAGGGAUGAUGCAUUGUUUUUUUGGGGGGGGAGGUCUUUUGCUUUGGGUUGCUUUAACCAUAAUCUGUUUAUAGUGUGAAGCUGAUAAAUCAAUUAAUGAUAAGCUAACUACUGAUUUGUUUCUA
This is a messenger RNA of Quercus lobata, 3566 nucleotides long. RefSeq lists its product as uncharacterized. Gene Ontology annotation, molecular function: DNA-binding transcription factor activity; protein dimerization activity. The coding region runs from base 500 to 3103 and encodes 867 amino acids. The record is from RefSeq and is a predicted model, not a curated record. The transcript is spliced from 10 exons. NCBI's taxonomy places the organism in Eukaryota, Viridiplantae, Streptophyta, Magnoliopsida, Fagales, Fagaceae. Gene Ontology annotation, biological process: regulation of DNA-templated transcription.